CCGAAACUGGUCAAAUGGCUGCUAACCAAGCAGGGCACAUAUAUUUUGGCGGCAAAUAAAGGAAAGUGAAAAAGGAUGGAUGUUGAGAAAAUGUUGCAGAGGAGGAUCUGUGAAGAGAGAAGCUGUGUGAAAGAUGAAACGAUAGAGAUAAUUAUCUUUGAAUUUCAGAAUAAUAUCAGAAUUGCCAAUACGACGGUACCGCUCGAUAUGUUUUGCCAUCAAACUACACUGUAAAUUUGAAGUACCCGCAAAUUAGUUCGGAGAAUCCCAAGCUGUAUACUCGAUCGAUCGCAAUGGCUUCAGCCCUCUCCUUCUCCCUCUGGCUCUCGGGGUACCUUGCUACAUCGCCGGAGCGUUCAAUCAACGAUGUUUUUCCGUCCGUCCGUCCGAACAUCUCCUGCUCCGCCGCCACAUUCUCUAUUUCUUCGGUACCUUCAAAGCACACACGCUUAUGCACAUAUGGUGGGACUAUGUUGUUGAACAGUUAUAGUGGUGUGAAACUAUGGAUGCCUGAGAAUGUGAACUCUCGAUUCCCAGGCAGAGUCUGGUCAAUGUGUCAUUCUGGAACGACUCCAUUUCAGGAAGCUGGAUCUUCAUCCCCUGUUGCAUCAAUUAUCUCAACCCUCACAGAGGCCACCCAGUUUGGAAGAUCACCCGCUAUUAGCAUUGUUGUCAUUGGGGCUACUGGUGUGCUAGCUAUGAGAAAAAUAUUCCCCGCCCUCUUUGCUCUGUAUGACAGCGGUCAACUACCAAAAAACUUUGCUAUAUUUGGAUAUUCCAGAAAAGAUAUAACAGAUGAAGGACUGAGAGAAAUGAUAGCAACCACUUUAACUUGCCGCAUCAGUGAGAAACAGAACUGUGAAGACAAAAGGGAAGCUUUUCUCAAAAGAAUACACUGCCUUAAUGGAGGGCUUAACAACAGAGAAGGAACUUUAAGGCUUCAGAUCUUAAUGGAAUAUGUAGAAGGAAAUUUUGAAACAAACAGGAUUUUUUACCUGUCUGUGCCGCAAGAAGCACUCUCAGAUAUUGCAUCGUCAAUUGCUGAAAAUUCCCAGACCAAUAAGGGGUGGAAUCGUAUAAUCAUUGAAAAACCAUUUGGAAGUAAUUCUUUGUCUUCUCAUCACUUGACAAGCUCUCUGCUUUCAGACUUCGAAGAGAAACAGUUAUAUAGGAUAGACCAUCUUCUAGGAAGGAAUACUAUUGAAAACCUCACUGUGCUAAGAUUCUCUAAUCUUGUUUUUAUGCCAUUAUGGAAUCGGAAUUACAUACAAAGUGUACAAAUCAUUUUUUGUGAAGAGACAGGGAUGCACACUCCAGCAGGGUAACCAACAUUCUUUAAAGUCCAUCUAAAAAUUCUUGAAACUCAAAAUUGAUGCUGUUAAAGGCGAUAGGCGUCUUCAACAGCUAUCAGGAUGCAUCCGGUAUAAUAAGUGAUGUUGUACAUAGUCACAUACUUCAAACUAUUUCUUUGCUUGCUAUGGAACCUCCUGUCACAUUAGAUGGCGAAGAUGUUCGUAAUGAAAAGGUCAAGGUAUUGAGAUCAAUCCGAAAAAUAGAACCCUCUGAUGUCAUCCUUGGAUGGUGUGAUGCCAAUCUCGGGGGUAAGCUAGAUGAUAAUUUUAGCAACCUCGCACCAACAUAUAUUUCUGCUGCGUUAUACAUUGACAAUGCUCGCUGGGAUGGUGUACCAUUUCUUAUAAAAGCAGGCAGGGGACUCACAAAAAACAGAGUUGAAAUAUGCAUAUGAUUUCGACAUGUUGCUGGAAACCUUUACCAUAAAGACAAUGUGCAUAAAGAUUUUCUUACUACCAAUGAUCUGAUUCUACGUGAUAUGCUUGAAGAGUCAAUCCUAGUCAGAAUAAACAACAAGGUUCCAGGACUAGGCAUGCAUUUGGACACAUCAGAAUUGAAUUUGCUCUACAAGGACAGGUACGAAACUGAGGUACCCGAUUCGUAUGAGCAACUUCUCCACGAUGUCAUCGAUGGAGACAACCACCUGUUCAUGAGAAGUGAUGAGGUCGCCGCUUCGUGGGACAUAUUGUCUAUGUUACUUGAUGAGAUGCACUGUGGCAAUAUAGCGUUUGAACAUUACAAGUUGGGGAGCGAGGGUCCACAUAAGGCGGCUGCUGGCCUGUGGGCAAAACAUAAUGUACAAUGGCUGGAUGACUAGGAAGGCAGUCUUGUCACAGAUUUAGGAAAAGUUUGGUUGGAUAUACAAGACUACGAUUGAUAAAAAACGAAGUAAGUUUAGGCUAUGUAGCUCAAGUUGUUCUUAGUUGACAUACAAGAGCACUAAGGAAUAUAAGGAAAUAAAUUUAAUAAUGAUUAUGUCUUUAAGGCCAUGUCUUUAAGUUUAGUAAGCCAUACGUUAACACUCGCUCAAGUUGAUGCACGUAGAGAGAGACUGGACAUCAUGAGAAAUGCCCACCUUGGGAGACAAUUUGUUGAAAC
Molecule: messenger RNA, 2451 nt
Organism: Cuscuta europaea
Lineage: Eukaryota; Viridiplantae; Streptophyta; Magnoliopsida; Solanales; Convolvulaceae
Source: the annotation of a GenBank genome assembly